Molecule: messenger RNA, 548 nt
Organism: Paralichthys olivaceus (Japanese flounder)
Lineage: Eukaryota; Metazoa; Chordata; Actinopteri; Pleuronectiformes; Paralichthyidae
Gene: lhb
Product: luteinizing hormone subunit beta
Biological process (GO): ovulation; G protein-coupled receptor signaling pathway
Cellular component (GO): cytoplasm; extracellular region
Molecular function (GO): hormone activity
Source: RefSeq, a predicted model, not a curated record
AACCACCAGCAGCUGUUGAACCGUCGACACAAACACUUCUUCUCCUGCAGGAUGUCGAUGCAGAUCAGCCUGAGAGUGAAGGUCCCUCUGACGCUGAUUUUCUUUCUCUCCUCCAUGUGGCCCCUGGCCCCCGCAGUGGCCUUCCAGCUGCCGACGUGUCUUCUCAUCAAGCAAAUGGUGUCUCUGGAGAAGGAGGGCUGUCCCAAGUGUCACACCGUGGAAACCACCAUCUGCAGUGGACACUGCAAAACCAAGGAUCCCGUCGCCAAGAUCCCCUUCCUCAACAUGUACCAGCACGUGUGCACGUACCAGGAGCUGUACUACAAGACGUUUGAACUUCCGGACUGUCCUCCAGGCGUGGACCCGACCGUCUCCUACCCUGUGGCCGUGAGCUGUUACUGCGGCCGCUGUGCGCUCAACACGUCCGACUGCACCUUCCAGAGCCUGCAGCCAGACUUCUGCAUGAACGACAUCCCCUUCUACGACUGAACGAUAAAAACACUGGAACCGUCCAAAUGUUUAAGAAAAUAAAGAUCUUUACAUUCACC